Necator americanus (New World hookworm) is the source of this 654-nucleotide messenger RNA. RefSeq lists its product as uncharacterized. The record is from RefSeq and is a predicted model, not a curated record. NCBI's taxonomy places the organism in Eukaryota, Metazoa, Nematoda, Chromadorea, Rhabditida, Ancylostomatidae. The transcript has 5 exons. The coding region runs from base 1 to 654 and encodes 217 amino acids.
AUGAGAAUCCUUCUAUUCCUAUUCCUGAAUCUCGUGAAUUAUUCCAAUGCACUCACUUUUCGUACAAGGGGUGGUCGUGAAUCGAUUGUGGUGAGAAUAAUUACGAUAGAUUUGGAAGCACGGCUCACAUGUAUGUAUGAGACGCUUGAAAAAGAGAUGAUGCUGGAAUUACAAGCCGAUGUGACACCAUCUUCGAAUGCUCCUAUAUCGAUGCGUUUAACGUCUCCUACAGGAGCGUUUUCGGAAUGGUUGGAAGGGAGAGGUGAAGUAAAUUUCCGGCAUAUUACCACCGAAGAUGGAGACUACGAGAUUUGUAUAAGUUCUUCUAGAAAUAUACGAGUUCUCCUAACCAUUUAUUUUAAACAUCCUGAAAAAGUAGGAGAUACAUUUGAAGCGGAGUUGAAUGCUAGUCUAAUUAAUAGGAAUUUGGAGGAACUUAGCCGUUCAAUGGGAGAUCUCAUUUAUAAGAUUUACAACGCACUCCGAUUCUACAAUUUGGUUACCGUCAGCGAUGAAGCAACGCAACGAUCAAAUUCCUAUUAUAUUAAAGUUUAUGUGAUUAGUUUUUGUAUUGCAAAUAUUAUUGUUGCUAUUCUUCAAGUCGCUAUUGUUCGACGAAUGUUUCGAGUAGACAAAUCAAGGAUUCGUAUUUGA